Molecule: messenger RNA, 958 nt
Organism: Aphidius gifuensis
Lineage: Eukaryota; Metazoa; Arthropoda; Insecta; Hymenoptera; Braconidae
Gene: Pfdn5
Product: prefoldin subunit 5
Exons: 2
Coding region: 111-593 (160 amino acids)
Biological process (GO): protein folding; regulation of DNA-templated transcription
Cellular component (GO): prefoldin complex; cytoplasm
Source: RefSeq, a predicted model, not a curated record
CAUUUCUGUUGUCGUCUGUCGACAUAUUUGGUAAAAGUUAACUCGUGCCAUUGAAUCAGUGUAUUUAAUUUAAUUUAUUAUUAAUAUAAAAUAUUAUAAAUCAUUAAAAAAUGUCGACAAUAUCAACAAAUGAAGCUCCACAUCUUCAACAAAUUGAUUUAACAAAGUUAAGUUUGCAACAAUUAACAAUGUUAAAACAACAACUUGACAAGGAACUUCAAGCAUUUCAAGAGUCAUUGCAAACAUUAAAAAUGGCACAAAGUAAAUUUCAAGAAUCAGGACAUUGUCUUGACAAAGUUAAUCCAGCAAAUAAAGGAAAAGAAAUUCUGGUUCCUUUGACAGAAUCAAUGUAUGUUCCUGGACGUUUAGCAAGUAAUAAUACUGUUGUUGUUGACAUUGGUACUGGAUAUUAUGUUGAAAAAGAUGUUGAAGAAGCAAAAGAUUAUUUCAAAAGACGUGUUGCUUUUGUCACUGAACAAAUGGAAAAAAUUCAAUUGAUUGGUCAAGAAAAAAGUAAAAUUCAUGAAGCAACAAUUGAAGUAAUAGGAAUGAAAAUUCAGGGACAAAUGCAAAAAGAAGGUGCACCAGCCUAAAUUAAUUAAUAAAUUAAAACAAUAAUAAAUCUACGAAGGUAUAUUGAUUUAUUUUUAUUAUCAUUUACUCUUUAUUGGAUAAAAUAUAAAAAUCAAAUUAUUUCAACGGCCUCAAUGAAGUAGAUCAUACAAUAAAUAUUAAAUUGCAUUUAUUUGAAUAUAAAAUUCAUCAUAAUUACUCGAACAAAUAACGUGAUUCAUCAAUAUUAUUUUUAAAUAAAUAAUUAUAUCUAUCAAUUUGCUUGUUAAUAUUAAACUGAAUAAUAAAUUUUUCAUAAUCAACUAUAUAAAUGAAGGUAAAAAUUUAUAAUGAAAUCUGAUAAAUAAAAACAAAAUAAAAAUUAAAUAAAAAAGCGUAAUCUAUU